UAGCAUACCAUAGUGGUUCACGGCCACUGGGGGACGCGUCUCCCAUAAACAAGGACGGCGGACUCGUGACGCGUCGGGGAUCGCCAAUGCAAAUGUGUAUGCUCCCUCACUCCCUGCCAUCUAGUUUUGUAACGAUCUGCUCUUCCAUGGAGAGGGAGAGAGAGUAGAAAAAGACGAGGAGCGGGGAGACGAUUCUUAAACGUAACAAUACAAACGUGGCUUCACUGGUUUUGGAUAUAAAAUAGGAUAUUUUAGAUUUCAGAAUACGUGGGAGAGAGAUUCGACCCUGAAUCGGAUAGCGUUCUGUAUGAUAACACGCAGUCUCGAACCGUCGACAUCCAAGGUAGGCUAAACGGUUUUUCCAAGAAACUACUUGCUUCCAGGGCUUGUUCUGUUCCCUUGGAGAUUACUGUAAAGUCUGGCGCUGCUGUGACACAUCUGAGGGACCUGAUUACACAGUGGUCCUUUUGGCUGCCAGUCCAAAGGCAUGGCUAUGAACCACAAAGAGUCAUUAACCAUCUAAAGCUGCAGCCAGGUAGCCUACCUACUGUGUGACUGGACUGAUGGGGCAUUGGGAAGGUUAUAAUGAGGUUUUAACCCUCACCCUUCUCUCUGGAAUGGUGGCUCACUAGGGGUCAAAGAGCCACCAGCUGAACAGUGGGGAUGGCCACGGCCCUCUACAGGCUGCGUUGCUUCCUGCGGCGAGCUCAGAUGCUCCUCCUCUUCCUGGGGAUCGCCUACCUGAUGGCGGGGAGCAUCCUGUUGCUGCAGCGCUCCAGCCUGACCCUAAAGACCGCUCAGCCACCAGGCGACGCCAGUCUCCCUUCUCUCAUGGCACUGCCAGCACCUCCCACAGCCGUGAGGGCCUCCCCCGGCCUGGGCCUGAGGGCGCGCUCCAGAUGGGCAGCCACCCAGGGUGUGUUGGGUGGUGAAGGGGGCAUAAAGACGGGGAGACACUGGCCCACGUCCCGACACCUGGGGGUCCAACACCUGCACCAUCGCUGGUUCCACGGUCUCAUGCCAGACACGCAGGAGCAGAGAGGUCCUCUACAACGCAAUAAAAGGCACAAAGGGACAUACAUGGGCUGCUUCAUGCAUGAUGCCAAUGAACGAGCCCUGGGGGGAACCAUGCUGUAUGAUCUGCGCAAAAUGACCAGCUCUUUGUGUCAAGACACCUGCUCAGAAAGUGGUUACCGCUUCGCAGGUCUGGAGUACGGAGCAGAGUGUCACUGUGGUAACCGCAUCAGCAGCCCGCAGACCCAGGAGGAGGACUGUAGCCUGGGCUGCAGAGGGGAGAGGGGGGAGAGGGGAGCACCCUGUGGGGGCGUGGGGCGCCUCUCCAUCUACAAGGUGGAGGAACAGCUCCCAGGACAGAGGAAAUUCAGAAACGUCCGCUACAGUGGCUGCUUCAAGUUGCCCAAAAACAUCACCAUCGUCUUCCCUGUCUACUCCCUCCAGUCAAACUCCACAUCACAGUCCUGCAUCGAGACCUGCACAGAUAAGGAGCUCCCACUGGCUGUGUUGAGGAACCCACACUGUUACUGUGCCUGGGCCUCAUCUCUGUUUAGACUGAACCAACGUCUGCCACCAGACCAGCCAUGUCUGGAGACCAACGGCACAGCACACACUGUUGCCUCCACAUCCUGGGCGGAACCAUACUACUACCAGGUCUACCAGACACCUGUGCUUGACUCCAGGUGCAAAGAGAGGAUGUUUCUACCUGAGAGGUCCACCUCCCUGGUGGCUCUCUCCAGCUUCCCCGGAGCUGGCAACACCUGGGUACGCCACCUGAUCGAGCUCGUGACGGGCUACUACACUGGCAGCUUCUACUUUGAUGGCACACUUUACAACAGAGGUUUCAAAGGGGAGAAGGACUACUGGAAGAGUGGGCGUAGCAUCUGUGUGAAGACCCAUGAGAGUGGGCAGAGAGAGAUCCAGAUGUUUGACUCUGCCAUCCUGCUGAUCCGGAACCCCUACCGUUCCCUCAUGGCAGAGUUCAACAGGAAGUGUGCCGGACACCUUGGCUAUGCCACAGACAAACAGUGGAGGAGCAAAGAGUGGCCAGAGUUUGUUGACAGCUAUGCCCCCUGGUGGGCGUCCCACGCUCUGAGCUGGCUACAGUUUGGCCGUCGCCUGUUGGUGGUGCACUACGAGGACCUGCAGAGGGCGCUCUUUCCCCAGCUCCGCCUCCUCACCUCCUUCCUCAACGCCACCAUAACGGAGGAGAGGCUGAUGUGUGCCCAGAGCAACCAGGACGGUCACUUCAAACGCUCUGGUAGGGCCCAGCGGCCCUCCUUCGACCCCUUUACAGCAGAGUUGAGGAGCACCAUUGACUCCUACAUCCACACAGUGGACCAGGCCCUGAGGGACAGGAACUACAGCGGCCUACCGCACGACUACAUACCCAGGUGAUCCUCCUCAGUUGAUCCAAACUGGACAAAAGGACGUCAACAAAUAAAGGGGAGGGGGAAGGUGUCAUCUCUGCCACCACUCCAAAGGUAGUAGUCCAGUCUAGUCAUUAGCAUGGUUGGGUGAAAGGUUUUUACAUGUGUUGGAGAAUUCUGUCAGCUACAGAACAUUUUCAGAAGAGUGACUCAGAGGGAAAGUGACUGUAUGAACACACCAAUGGGUAAUUGUUUGACACACUUGACAUGUCCAACCCACUGUGAGUGGCUGCUGAGAGUGUAGUAACAUGGAGUUAAACGCCAGUGUAAACUGUCAGUGUCACUGGGAUGAAAACAUGGCUGAACAUUACAGCUCCUGCUGAAAGGUCUCAGUGCAAGAGCCAGACUCUCUCUAUUGGAAGAAAGGGGAAACAUCCCCCUUUUCACUGCAGGCGUUGGGAGUAUGGAGCAAGUGCCUGUCUGCAAAAACAAUUCAAUCAAGCAUUGUAGGCUCUGAGGCUUUUAGCUUUAAAUGGAAUCUUUAGGUUAUUUCUAUUUGUUUGGGAUUUUUGUCAUGUUUAAUAUCAGUUUUACUGGUAGAGGGCAGUUAAACAGAAAAUGUGCCAUUCAACAAUGUCAAUCGGAUCGUUGUAAUGGACUUAUGCCAAUUAAAUCUCCAUAUGUUUAGCUCUAUUGUCAGCUUUUUCAUUACUGCUGGUG
Oncorhynchus gorbuscha (pink salmon) is the source of this 3104-nucleotide messenger RNA. Its product is annotated as WSC domain-containing protein 1-like. The record is from RefSeq and is a predicted model, not a curated record. NCBI's taxonomy places the organism in Eukaryota, Metazoa, Chordata, Actinopteri, Salmoniformes, Salmonidae. The transcript is spliced from 9 exons. The coding region runs from base 664 to 2412 and encodes 582 amino acids.